This is a messenger RNA of Gongylonema pulchrum, 522 nucleotides long. The record is from the annotation of a GenBank genome assembly. NCBI's taxonomy places the organism in Eukaryota, Metazoa, Nematoda, Chromadorea, Rhabditida, Gongylonematidae.
AAAACGGUUGCGAAUGAAACGCUUGCCUAUUAUAUAGUACGGGUGCAUAAAUACUUGGUCCGGGUUGGUGUCGAUGCACAAAGAUUGCGAUUCCGGCAACACUUGUCAAACGAAAUGGCACAUUAUGCAUGUGAUUGCUGGGAUGCGGAAAUAUUAACUUCGUAUGGUUGGAUAGAGUGUGUUGGUGUAGCUGAUCGUGCAUGUUACGAUUUGAUGCAGCAUUCGAAAGCAACAGGUGAAAAAUUGGUUGCUGAGAAGGUACUUAGUGAACCGAAAACUGUGCAAGUUGUUGAAGCUAUACCCAAUAAGGCUGCUAUUGGCAAGAAUUACAAGACCGAAGCCAAACAGAUCUUCGCUAAGCUGGAACAGCUGAGUGCGGAUGAGGUUGAGACACUGGAGAAGCAGAUUGUCUCCACCGGGGUUGUUAAGCUUACAUGUGGCACAAAAGAAGUGGAACUGCAGAAAGAUUUCAUCACCAUAAAAAGAUAUGAAAAAAAGUGCGAUACUCGUAUGUUUUACUAA